ACUGGUCUAGAAGAGCUAAGGCAGGUGUGACCAUAAGCCGUAGCGGUACAGAUGGAGAAAGGAGUCUAUCUACUGACAGAAGUGACAUGAUAUGGGAGCUAAGAACCUGUUAUGAAUGAGGUAGAAAGAUGGCUCUGCUGAGAUGAGCUCUUAAUUAAUGCACUGAGAGCUUAUGAGUCCCACCUCUCAACAGGAAUGAUUGACAUCCAAGGAUACAUAAAUUACACUAAUUGAGCUCUGCCUCGAUAUAAGCUUUCCACAGUCAACUCAUCAGAGAAGCUAGAGUUUCUGCUCUUAGAAAGAAACUGAAACAGAAUUCCUCUGGAAGCAGGAACAGAAGUCCUCUUUAAAGAAGAAGGAAGAGAGGCCAAUGAGAAUUGAACCCUGAGCAUAAGUUGCACCAAUCAGAAGGAAUGAAGAAUGGAUGUAAAAGAACGUAGGCCUUAUUGCUCCCUGACCAAGAGCAGACGAGAAAAAGAACGGCGUUAUACAAAUUCCUCAGCAGACAAUGACGAGUGUAGGGUCCCUACUCAGAAGUCUUACAGUUCCAGUGAAACCUUGAAAGCAUUCGAUCACGAUUCCUCAAGGCUGCUAUAUGGAAACAGAGUAAAAGAUUUGGUUCACAGAGAAGCAGAUGAGUACACCAGACAAGGACAGAAUUUUACCCUAAGGCAGUUAGGAGUGUGUGAACCAGCAACUCGAAGAGGACUGGCAUUUUGUGCGGAAAUGGGGCUCCCCCACAGAGGUUACUCUAUCAGUGCAGGGUCAGAUGCUGAUACUGAAAAUGAAGCAGUGAUGUCCCCAGAGCAUGCCAUGAGACUUUGGGGCAGGGGGGUCAAAUCAGGCCGCAGCUCCUGCCUGUCAAGCCGAUCCAAUUCAGCGCUCACUCUGACAGAUACAGAGCACGAGAACAAGUCGGACAGCGAGAACGAGCAACCUGCAAACACCCAAGGCCAGUCCACCCUGCAGCCUUUGCCUCCUUCCCACAAGCAGCACUCUGCACAGCAUCAUCCAUCCAUCACUUCUCUCAAUAGAAAUUCCCUGACCAAUAGAAGGAACCAGAGUCCGGCCCCGCCGGCUGCUUUGCCCGCCGAGCUGCAAACCACACCCGAGUCCGUCCAGCUGCAGGACAGCUGGGUCCUUGGCAGUAAUGUACCACUGGAAAGCAGGCAUUUCCUAUUCAAAACAGGAACAGGGACUACGCCGCUGUUCAGUACGGCCACCCCAGGAUACACAAUGGCAUCUGGUUCUGUCUAUUCGCCGCCAACUCGGCCACUACCUAGAAACACCCUAUCAAGAAGUGCUUUUAAAUUCAAGAAGUCUUCAAAGUACUGCAGCUGGAAAUGCACUGCCUUGUGUGCUGUAGGGGUCUCAGUGCUCCUUGCAAUCCUCCUCUCAUAUUUUAUAGCAAUGCAUCUAUUUGGCCUCAACUGGCAGCUACAGCAGACUGAAAAUGAUACAUUUGAGAAUGGAAAAGUGAAUUCUGAGACCAUGCCAACAAACACUGUAUCACUACCUUCUGGUGACAAUGGAAAAUUAGGUGGAUUUACACAAGAAAAUAACACCAUAGAUUCCGGAGAACUUGAUGUCGGUCGGAGAGCUAUUCAAGAGGUUCCUCCCGGGAUCUUCUGGAGAUCACAGCUCUUUAUCGAUCAGCCACAGUUUCUUAAAUUCAAUAUCUCUCUUCAGAAGGAUGCAUUGAUUGGAGUAUAUGGCCGAAAAGGCUUACCACCUUCCCAUACUCAGUAUGACUUCGUCGAGCUCCUGGAUGGCAGCAGACUGAUUGCAAGAGAGCAGCGGAAUUUGCUUGAGUCAGAACGAGCUGGGAGGCAGGCAAGAUCUGUCAGUCUUCAUGAGGCUGGCUUCAUCCAGUACUUGGACUCCGGGAUCUGGCAUCUGGCAUUUUACAAUGAUGGCAAAAAUCCAGAGCAGGUGUCUUUUAAUACCAUUGUUAUAGAGUCAGUGGUGGAAUGUCCCCGGAAUUGCCAUGGCAAUGGAGAGUGUGUUUCUGGAACUUGCCAUUGUUUUCCCGGAUUUCUGGGUCCAGAUUGUUCAAGAGCAGCCUGUCCAGUGCUUUGCAGUGGUAACGGGCAAUACUCCAAGGGUCGCUGCUUGUGUUUCAGCGGCUGGAAAGGCACCGAGUGCGAUGUGCCGACGACGCAGUGUAUCGACCCACAGUGUGGGGGUCGUGGGAUCUGCAUCAUGGGCUCCUGUGCUUGCAACUCGGGCUACAAAGGAGAAAACUGUGAAGAAGCUGACUGUCUAGACCCUGGAUGUUCUAAUCAUGGUGUGUGUAUCCACGGGGAAUGUCACUGCAAUCCAGGCUGGGGUGGUAGCAAUUGUGAGAUCCUAAAGACCAUGUGUCCUGACCAAUGUUCUGGGCAUGGAACCUAUCUUCAAGAAAGUGGGUCCUGUACUUGUGACCCGAAUUGGACUGGCCCAGACUGCUCAAAUGAAAUCUGUUCUGUGGACUGUGGCUCCCACGGUGUUUGCAUGGGGGGCUCCUGUCGCUGUGAAGAAGGCUGGACAGGCCCCGCCUGUAAUCAGAGAGCCUGCCACCCCCGCUGCGCCGAGCACGGCACCUGCAAGGAUGGCAAGUGUGAAUGCAGCCAAGGAUGGAAUGGGGAGCACUGCACAAUCGAGGGAUGUCCUGGUCUAUGCAACAGCAAUGGAAGGUGUACCCUGGACCAAAACGGCUGGCACUGUGUCUGCCAGCCUGGCUGGAGAGGAGCAGGAUGUGACGUAGCCAUGGAGACCCUCUGCACAGACAGCAAGGACAAUGAAGGAGAUGGACUCAUUGAUUGUAUGGAUCCUGAUUGCUGUUUACAGAGCUCCUGCCAAAAUCAGCCCUACUGCCGCGGAUUGCCUGAUCCUCAGGAUAUUAUCAGCCAAAGCUUACAAUCUCCAUCUCAGCAAGCUGCCAAAUCCUUCUACGAUCGAAUCAACUUUCUGAUUGGAUCUGAUAGCACCCAUGUUAUACCUGGAGAAAGCCCUUUCAAUAAGAGUCUUGCAUCUGUCAUUAGAGGCCAAGUACUAACUGCUGAUGGGACUCCACUUAUUGGAGUAAAUGUCUCGUUUUUCCAUUACCCAGAAUAUGGCUACACUAUUACCCGCCAGGAUGGAAUGUUUGACUUGGUUGCAAAUGGUGGGGCUUCCCUGACUCUAGUAUUUGAACGUUCCCCGUUCCUCACUCAGUAUCAUACUGUGUGGAUUCCAUGGAAUGUCUUUUAUGUGAUGGACACCUUGGUUAUGAAGAAAGAAGAGAAUGACAUUCCCAGCUGUGAUCUGAGUGGGUUUGUGAGGCCAAACCCCAUCAUUGUGUCAUCACCUUUGUCCACGUUUUUCAGAUCGUCUCCUGAAGACAGUCCCAUUAUUCCUGAAACACAGGUACUCCAUGAAGAAACCACAAUUCCAGGAACAGAUUUAAAACUUUCCUACUUGAGUUCCAGAGCUGCUGGAUAUAAGUCUGUUCUCAAGAUCACCAUGACCCAGUCUGUGAUACCAUUUAAUUUAAUGAAGGUGCAUCUUAUGGUAGCUGUAGUGGGAAGACUCUUUCAAAAAUGGUUUCCUGCCUCACCAAACUUGGCCUACACUUUUAUAUGGGAUAAAACAGAUGCAUACAAUCAAAAGGUCUAUGGUCUAUCUGAAGCUGUUGUGUCAGUCGGAUAUGAGUAUGAGUCCUGCUUGGACCUUACUCUAUGGGAAAAAAGAACUGCCGUUUUACAAGGCUAUGAACUAGAUGCUUCUAACAUGGGAGGCUGGACAUUAGAUAAGCAUCAUGUGUUGGAUGUUCAAAAUGGUAUCCUGUACAAAGGGAAUGGGGAAAAUCAAUUUAUCUCACAACAGCCCCCAGUUGUCAGUAGUAUCAUGGGGAAUGGACGAAGGCGCAGUAUCUCAUGUCCAAGUUGCAAUGGUCAAGCUGAUGGUAAUAAACUCUUGGCCCCAGUGGCUUUAGCUUGUGGGAUUGACGGCAGUCUGUACGUAGGGGAUUUCAACUACGUUCGGCGGAUAUUUCCUUCUGGGAAUGUAACCAGUGUUUUAGAACUAAGAAAUAAAGAUUUUAGACAUAGCAGCAACCCAGCUCAUCGAUACUACUUAGCAACGGAUCCAGUCACAGGAGACUUGUAUGUUUCUGACACCAAUACCCGCAGAAUUUAUCGCCCCAAGUCACUUACAGGUGGCAAAGAUUUGACUAAAAAUGCUGAAGUGGUUGCUGGAACAGGAGAGCAGUGCCUACCGUUUGAUGAGGCCAGAUGUGGGGAUGGAGGGAAGGCAGUGGAAGCAACACUCAUGAGUCCCAAAGGAAUGGCGAUUGAUAAGAAUGGAUUGAUCUACUUUGUGGAUGGAACCAUGAUCAGAAAAGUUGAUCAAAAUGGAAUCAUAUCAACUCUCCUGGGCUCUAAUGAUCUGACCUCAGCCCGACCUUUAACCUGUGACACCAGCAUGCACAUCAGCCAGGUACGUCUGGAAUGGCCCACUGACCUGGCCAUUAACCCGAUGGAUAACUCCAUUUAUGUCCUGGAUAAUAACGUAGUUUUACAGAUCACUGAAAACCGCCAAGUCCGCAUCGCAGCAGGACGGCCCAUGCACUGCCAGGUGCCGGGCGUGGAGUAUUCCGUGGGCAAGCACGCCGUUCAGACCACUCUGGAAUCAGCCACAGCCAUCGCUGUGUCCUACAGCGGGGUAUUGUACAUAACUGAAACUGAUGAGAAGAAGAUUAACCGGAUAAGGCAGGUCACGACCGACGGGGAGAUCUCCUUGGUUGCCGGAAUCCCUUCGGAGUGUGACUGCAAAAAUGAUGCCAAUUGUGACUGUUAUCAGAGUGGAGAUGGUUAUGCCAAAGAUGCCAAACUCAAUGCUCCAUCCUCCUUAGCUGCUUCUCCCGAUGGGACCCUGUACAUUGCAGAUCUAGGAAAUAUCCGUAUUCGGGCAGUGUCCAAAAAUAAGCCUUUACUGAACUCCAUGAACUUUUAUGAAGUCGCCUCACCCACUGAUCAAGAACUGUAUAUCUUUGACAUUAAUGGGACGCACCAGUAUACUGUCAGUUUAGUCACAGGUGACUACCUGUACAAUUUUAGUUACAGCAAUGACAAUGACAUCACUGCUGUAACAGACAGCAAUGGCAACACCCUCAGAAUUAGACGAGACCCGAACCGGAUGCCAGUUCGAGUGGUGUCUCCAGAUAACCAAGUGAUCUGGUUGACAAUUGGAACCAAUGGCUGUUUGAAAAGCAUGACUGCUCAAGGACUGGAACUUGUCUUGUUCACUUAUCAUGGCAACAGUGGCCUGUUAGCCACGAAAAGUGAUGAAACUGGGUGGACAACUUUUUUUGACUACGACAGUGAAGGCCGGCUGACAAAUGUCACCUUCCCAACGGGAGUGGUCACCAACCUUCAUGGGGAUAUGGACAAGGCCAUCACCGUGGACCUCGAGUCAUCCAGCCGAGAAGAAGAUGUCAGCAUCACUUCCAAUUUGUCCUCAAUCGAUUCUUUUUACACCAUGGUUCAAGAUCAGUUAAGAAACAGCUACCAGAUUGGUUACGAUGGUUCCCUGAGAAUUAUCUAUGCCAGUGGCCUGGAUUCACACUACCAAACAGAGCCUCAUGUUCUGGCUGGCACAGCCAACCCAACAGUUGCCAAAAGAAACAUGACUCUUCCAGGUGAAAAUGGUCAGAAUUUGGUGGAAUGGAGAUUCCGAAAAGAGCAAGCCCAAGGAAAAGUCAACGUCUUUGGACGAAAGCUCAGAGUGAACAGCAGAAACCUCCUGUCGGUGGACUUUGACCGAACCACAAAGACAGAAAAGAUCUAUGAUGACCAUCGGAAAUUUCUGCUAAGGAUUGCCUACGACACAUCCGGGCACCCAACACUCUGGCUCCCCAGCAGCAAGCUCAUGUCUGUCAAUGUUACCUACUCCUCCACAGGUCAGAUAGCCAGCAUCCAGCGUGGGACCACCAGCGAGAAAGUUGAUUAUGACGGACAGGGGAGGAUUGUGUCCCGGGUCUUUGCAGAUGGGAAAACGUGGAGCUACACAUACUUAGAAAAGUCCAUGGUGCUGCUGCUUCACAGCCAGAGGCAGUACAUCUUUGAAUAUGACAUGUGGGACCGGCUGUCAGCCAUCACCAUGCCCAGCGUGGCUCGUCACACCAUGCAGACCAUCCGCUCCAUUGGCUACUACCGAAAUAUAUACAACCCUCCAGAGAGCAAUGCCUCCGUCAUCACUGACUACAACGAGGAAGGGCUCCUUCUGCAGACUGCAUUCCUAGGCACCAGUCGGAGGGUCCUGUUCAAAUACAGAAGGCAAACCAGGCUCUCUGAAAUUUUGUAUGACAGCACAAGGGUCAGUUUUACCUAUGAUGAAACAGCAGGCGUCUUAAAAACAGUCAACCUCCAGAGCGAUGGCUUCAUUUGCACCAUUCGGUACAGACAGAUUGGCCCCCUGAUUGACAGGCAGAUCUUCCGCUUUAGUGAAGAUGGAAUGGUGAAUGCAAGGUUUGACUACAGUUAUGACAACAGCUUCCGGGUGACCAGCAUGCAGGGUGUCAUCAACGAGACACCACUGCCCAUCGACCUCUACCAGUUCGAUGACAUUUCUGGCAAAGUGGAACAGUUUGGCAAGUUUGGGGUGAUAUAUUAUGACAUCAACCAGAUCAUUUCCACAGCGGUGAUGACUUACACAAAGCACUUUGAUGCCCACGGCCGCAUCAAGGAAAUUCAAUAUGAGAUAUUCAGGUCCCUCAUGUACUGGAUUACAAUUCAAUAUGAUAAUAUGGGUCGGGUAACCAAGAGGGAAAUAAAAAUAGGGCCCUUUGCCAACACCACCAAAUAUGCUUAUGAAUACGAUGUUGAUGGACAGCUCCAAACAGUUUACCUCAAUGAGAAGAUCAUGUGGCGUUACAACUAUGAUCUGAAUGGAAACCUCCAUUUACUGAACCCAAGUAAUAGUGCCCGUUUGACGCCUCUCCGCUAUGACCUGCGGGACAGAAUCACUCGACUAGGGGAUGUCCAGUACCGACUGGAUGAGGAUGGUUUCCUGCGUCAGAGAGGCACCGAGAUCUUUGAGUACAGCUCCAAGGGGCUGUUGACACGAGUUUAUAGCAAAGGCAGUGGCUGGACAGUGAUCUAUCGCUAUGAUGGCCUGGGGAGACGUGUUUCUAGCAAAACCAGUCUAGGACAGCACCUGCAGUUCUUUUAUGCAGACCUAACAUAUCCCACUCGGAUCACUCACGUCUACAACCAUUCGAGCUCAGAAAUUACCUCUCUCUAUUAUGAUCUCCAAGGACAUCUUUUUGCCAUGGAAAUCAGCAGUGGGGAUGAAUUCUACAUCGCAUCGGAUAACACAGGGACGCCACUGGCUGUUUUCAGUAGUAAUGGACUUAUGCUGAAGCAGAUUCAGUACACAGCAUACGGGGAGAUCUACUUUGACUCCAACAUUGACUUUCAACUGGUAAUUGGAUUUCACGGAGGCUUGUAUGACCCACUGACAAAAUUAAUCCACUUCGGAGAAAGAGAUUAUGACAUUUUGGCAGGACGAUGGACCACACCUGACAUAGAAAUAUGGAAACGAAUUGGGAAGGAUCCAGCUCCUUUUAACUUGUAUAUGUUCAGGAAUAACAACCCUGCAAGCAAAAUCCAUGAUGUAAAAGACUACAUCACAGAUGUUAACAGCUGGCUGGUGACAUUUGGCUUCCAUCUGCACAAUGCUAUUCCUGGAUUCCCUGUUCCCAAAUUCGAUUUAACAGAGCCGUCUUAUGAACUUGUGAAGAGUCAGCAGUGGGAUGAUGUGCCGCCCAUUUUCGGAGUGCAGCAGCAGGUGGCGCGGCAGGCCAAGGCCUUCCUGUCCCUGGGAAAGAUGGCGGAGGUGCAGGUGAGCAGGCGCCGGGGCCGCGGCGCUCAGUCGUGGCUGUGGUUCGCCACAGUCAAGUCCCUGAUCGGCAAGGGCGUCAUGCUGGCCGUGAGCCAGGGCCGCGUGCAGACCAACGUGCUCAACAUCGCCAACGAGGAUUGCAUCAAGGUGGCGGCCGUGCUCAACAACGCCUUCUACCUGGAGAACCUGCACUUCACCGUGGAGGGCAAGGACACGCACUACUUCAUCAAAACCACCACCCCCGAGAGCGACCUGGGCACGCUGCGCCUGACGAGCGGCCGCAAGGCGCUGGAGAACGGCAUCAACGUGACCGUGUCGCAGUCCACCACGGUGGUCAACGGCAGGACUCGCAGGUUCGCCGACGUGGAGAUGCAGUUCGGGGCGCUGGCGCUGCACGUGCGCUACGGCAUGACCCUGGACGAGGAGAAGGCGCGCAUCCUGGAGCAGGCCCGCCAGCGCGCGCUCGCCCGGGCCUGGGCGCGCGAGCAGCAGCGCGUGCGCGACGGCGAGGAAGGCGCGCGCCUCUGGACGGAGGGCGAGAAGCGGCAGCUGCUGAGUGCCGGCAAGGUGCAGGGUUACGACGGGUACUACGUACUCUCGGUGGAGCAGUACCCGGAGCUGGCCGACAGUGCCAACAACAUCCAGUUCCUCCGACAAAGCGAGAUCGGCAAGAGGUAACCCCCCGGGGCCACCCGAGAGGCAGGCAGCCACCUAGCUUCUCCCGGGAGGAAGCCCCGGCGGGGGACGCUGCUUUUUCCCCUGCAUCUUUGCUCAGAUUUUUUUUUUUUUUUUCUGGAGCACAAUCCGAAUGGGACUCUCCG
Messenger RNA from Erinaceus europaeus (western European hedgehog), 8684 nucleotides. RefSeq names its product teneurin transmembrane protein 3 (gene TENM3). Gene Ontology annotation, molecular function: cell adhesion molecule binding; protein homodimerization activity; protein heterodimerization activity. The coding region runs from base 421 to 8541 and encodes 2706 amino acids. Gene Ontology annotation, cellular component: neuron projection; membrane. The transcript is spliced from 31 exons. The record is from RefSeq and is a predicted model, not a curated record. NCBI's taxonomy places the organism in Eukaryota, Metazoa, Chordata, Mammalia, Eulipotyphla, Erinaceidae. Gene Ontology annotation, biological process: signal transduction; heterophilic cell-cell adhesion; neuron development.